AUGACGCUUUCCUGCGUCUUGCACUUUAUGGUCAGCGUCAACGAAGUCAGCUUUAUGGGCUCCGCCCGUACCGCGCAGCUCUUCGAGAGCGGCCGCCCUUACUGGCACUACGCAGAGACUAUCAAUGGGAUCGCCGCUCGCAAGCCCAUCCUCAAAAGGAUCGAGGAGCCCAAGACGAGGAUGAGGAUGGCCCGCCAUCAGGCGGCACGCGUGGAGCAGAUGGACCUGGUUCAGCUGGUGGCCCUCUCCUUUGCAGACUUGGAGCCUCACGAGAAGCUUUGGCCAGGGGGAGCAACUCACUUGCUCUCCCUGACUGAGAACAGCGAGUUGGUCAGAAGACGUGGAAGAUGGGCCUCCCAUCGUGUGAUGGAGAUUUAUAUCCAGGAGGUGACGGCUUGUACGUUUUUUCCUUCCCUGCCCUUGGCGACGCGGCAACGAGUACUUCUGCUGGCACAAGCUUUUACAGCAACCUUGGGACAGGCAGCACAGUGGAAAAGGCAACAGGUUCCGCCUACCUCCUGGUACGCUCUCUUCUCUGCCGGCUAG
This is a messenger RNA of Symbiodinium necroappetens, 546 nucleotides long. The record is from the annotation of a GenBank genome assembly. NCBI's taxonomy places the organism in Eukaryota, Dinophyceae, Suessiales, Symbiodiniaceae.